CGGACCACCCCCAGACUUUUCUUCCUGUUCAUGCAGGAGACUAUUUAAUUGAGACCUGAUUUGUCCAGCUUACUCGCUGAUGCUCAGCAGUACCUACCUAACCAGCAGGAGUGAUUUUUUCUGGACAAACUCCCCAGCAUGAAGAUGCUGCUGCUCCUGGCUGCCGCGCUCUCCGUUGCCCGGCCAGCCAGCGCAGCCCCUCCAACUUGCUACUCCAGGGUGCUGGCUCUGAGCAGGGAAAUCACAGCGUCCUUCAAGGAGCUGCAGACCUCCAACACUGUGGACUCGUGCGUGGAGACGCUGCCCAGGCUGUACUUGGACAUACACAACUACUGUGUGCUGGCAAAACUCCGUGACUUUGUGGCCUACCCUGGAUGUGACAGAGUGGCUGAAGUGAAUGAGCUGAAGGAAAAAGCCCGGAGCCUGUACACCAUCUUGAUCUCCUACUGCAGAAGGGACCUGGUGUUCCUUACUGAUGACUGUAAUGCUCUGGAAAUUCCUAUUUCACCUCCCAUUGAACACUCCAUCACUGAGAGCUAAAAGACAGUUAACCCAAAAGUUAUAUCUGGGAAAGUUUCAAGGAGACAAAAAGUCAAAACAUGUAUAUGCAGUCUAUAACAUUAACAACUAAGAUAUUUUUCAAGCACACUAGCAAUAUAAUAUCAGACCUACCCAUUUUUCUCUGCCUUGGCAGGAAAUGAAUUGCAUGCCUUGCAUACCUACUGAGCUGCUAGGGAACCUACCAUUAGGGAGCAGUUUUUCGUUUGGCAAGGUACGAUAUUUCAGCUUAGCCAAAUGUAUAAAGUAUGUUUUGUUUAAACAUCAGAAACUAGAUUUUUUUUUUCUUUUUAGUCUUUCAUGAAUAUAUAUAUUCUCAUAUAUAUAUUCUCUCUUGACUUAGCUGUUUUUCUUGUAUUAGAUAGGCAUGGAAGGGAUCAUAUUUGUUUUUCUUAAAAUGUUUGAUAGAAGAAGAGUAAUGCUGUACUGACAGAUUUCUCUGGCUGUACAGCUCACAUAUAUAUAUAUAUAUAUAUAUAUAUAUAUAUCUUGAUAGUUUUUGAUGUCAGAUUUGUGAGAAGAGAGGUGAAAGAAACAUGUCUCUGUGGAAAACUAAAUAAAAACAAUCUUCUAAUCCAA
Taeniopygia guttata (zebra finch) is the source of this 1137-nucleotide messenger RNA. RefSeq names its product cytokine like 1 (gene CYTL1). Gene Ontology annotation, biological process: positive regulation of transcription by RNA polymerase II. The record is from RefSeq and is a predicted model, not a curated record. NCBI's taxonomy places the organism in Eukaryota, Metazoa, Chordata, Aves, Passeriformes, Estrildidae.